This is a messenger RNA of Polyodon spathula (Mississippi paddlefish), 3207 nucleotides long. Its product is annotated as cytoplasmic polyadenylation element-binding protein 2-like. Gene Ontology annotation, cellular component: synapse; neuron projection; cytoplasm. Gene Ontology annotation, biological process: negative regulation of cytoplasmic translation. The transcript has 11 exons. The record is from RefSeq and is a predicted model, not a curated record. The coding region runs from base 54 to 2693 and encodes 879 amino acids. Gene Ontology annotation, molecular function: mRNA regulatory element binding translation repressor activity; mRNA 3'-UTR binding; translation factor activity, RNA binding. Lineage: Eukaryota; Metazoa; Chordata; Actinopteri; Acipenseriformes; Polyodontidae.
UUUUUUUAAAAAACCUUUUUUUUUUUUUUUUUUUUUUUUUUUUUACAUAAUAAAUGGGGGAUUACGGGUUCGGCUUGUUACAGACAGCAAAUAUACCCAAUAGCUCCACAAUCUUCGGCGGAGGCACUUUUAGGUCUUAUAUGACAGCUACACCGGCUUCUACCCAGUUUUCUCCUCUAUCGCUCAGCAACAUCUCGAUUUCAAGCAGCAGCAGCAGCACCAGCACCAGCAGCGAUAACGUCAGUGUAUCCUCUCCGUUCCUGUCAGCUGCUGCGCAUCCUCAAAACAUGCAGGAUGAGCUGCUUCUUGGCGUGACAACAACGCAGCAACACCACUCUCUACCAUCAGAGAGAAACAACAGCAACAACAUCCUUAACAAGACGGGUCAACCCACAAAUAACAACCCCGACUUUGGCAAACAGCUGGAUCAGCAAAACCGGCUGGAUUUCUACCAACUAAACCAGAAGCAACGGCAGCAGUUCUCCGAGUUCAACCCCACGGCAAAUUCUGACACAUUCGGGCAGCAAAUGGAUAACUUGCAGCAAGAGCUGAAGAAACACCAUCAGCAGAUACAUCAGCAGCAGGCAGAUUUCGGCAAAAAACAGCAACCCCAUCCACCGCCGGCGCAGGUUGAAUUCAAUCACUUCGCUCAGAAUCAGCAGCAGUACCAAGCCCUGAACCAACAGCAGGGUUCCUCGGAAUCGGAUCAAGGAAACUGCGAACUGGAGAGUCCUAUUAAAACCAGCUCGCCGGUGGCGGAAGAAAUAGGGGUUUCUGAAACCAAUGUUGGGGCAGCUGCCUCGUCAUCGCCGUCUCCUGUGAAUCCCAACAAGACUAAAAUCCAAAUGGAAUUCCCCAAUAACCACCUGAUCAACAGCAACGGGAGUAGCGCCGCUAAUAAUAUGUUGCCCGCAGGUCUUGUGGCCUGUUUCAAUAACCUUCAGAACCAGGAGAUGCAAAACCAGCAACAGACCCACGGGGGGUCAUCUUCGCCUGCUCUGCCUGGUUUUGGCACCCCUUGGUCAGUGCAGACCAGCUCUCCACCGCCCCCAGUCACCAACUCAACCACCCCAAACCAUGCUAGCCCCAUGAAUCAGAUCUCCAACGCUGAGACUGACAACAGUUUUUACCCCGGGAUCCCCUCCUCUGUAAACACUGCCUUUUUCCAGAGCUUUUCACCAGUGUCUGCUAAUCCCUGUGCUGGCAUUAACGUGCAGGGCUUCAAUAGCCCUUUCUCUCCCCAGAUUAAUGUACCUCAGCAACAGAAUAGGAGAUCUCCAGUAAGCCCCCAACUGCAUCAUCAACAUCAGACCGCUUUCCUGCAGCAGAGAAACAACUAUAACCAUCAUCAGCCUGUUAUGAAGCAGUCCCCUUGGAACAGUCAUCAGGGCAGUGGCUGGAGCUCAGGAGGCAUGUCUUGGGGAGGGAUGCACGCCAGAGACCACCGCAGACCUGGAGGAGUAGGAAUCCCAGGCACCAUGAACCAGAUCUCCCCCAUGAAGAAGCCUUUCUCCAGCAACAUCAUCGCACCGCCCAAGUUCCCCCGCUCUGCAGCCUCACUGACACCAAAAUCCUGGAUCGAAGACAAUGUGUUCCGUACAGACAGCAAUAGCAACACUCUGCUGCCACUACAGGAUCGCACUAGAAUGUACGACAGCUUGAACAUGCACUCCCUGGAAAACUCGCUUAUUGAUAUAAUGAGAGCAGAACAUGAUCCACUGAAGGGCCGAAUGGGAUACCCACAUCCUGCGACUGACAAUCUUCUUAUGCUGAAUGCAAGGAGUUAUGGGAGAAGACGAGGGCGCUCAUCUCUGUUCCCUAUAGACGAUGGGCUACUGGAUGAUGGGCACAGCGAUCAGGUGAACUCCCACAGCUGUUACCCCCACCAGAACGGCGAGCGCAUUGAGCGCUUUUCAAGGAAGGUGUUUGUUGGUGGCCUGCCUCCAGACAUUGAUGAAGAUGAAAUAACCACAAGCUUCCGACGUUUUGGACAUCUGGUCGUGGACUGGCCUCACAAGGCUGAAAGCAAAUCCUACUUUCCACCAAAAGGUUACGCCUUCCUGCUGUUCCAGGAGGAGAGCUCAGUUCAGGCUUUGAUUGAAGCUUGCAUUGAAGAAGAUGGAAAACUCUAUCUCUGUGUUUCUAGCCCAACAAUCAAGGACAAACCAGUCCAGAUCCGCCCAUGGAAUCUCAGUGACAGUGACUUUGUAAUGGAUGGUUCACAGCCACUGGACCCUCGUAAAACCAUCUUUGUUGGCGGAGUUCCUCGUCCCCUCAGAGCAGUGGAAUUAGCUAUGAUAAUGGAUCGUCUCUACGGUGGAGUUUGCUAUGCAGGAAUAGAUACAGACCCGGAGCUGAAGUACCCCAAAGGUGCCGGGCGCGUUGCCUUUUCUAAUCAGCAGAGUUACAUUGCCGCCAUUAGUGCCCGCUUUGUUCAGCUGCAGCAUGGAGAUAUUGACAAACGGGUGGAGGUGAAGCCAUAUGUCCUGGAUGAUCAGAUGUGUGAUGAGUGCCAGGGAGCCCGUUGUGGUGGGAAGUUUGCUCCUUUCUUCUGUGCCAACGUCACUUGCCUGCAGUAUUACUGUGAGUUUUGCUGGGCGAACAUCCACUCUCGUGCAGGGCGCGAGUUUCACAAGCCGCUAGUCAAAGAAGGGGCUGAUCGUCCGCGGCAGAUUCACUUCCGCUGGAACUGAAGGGCAGGGUAAAAGAUCCGCAAGACGGCCCAAGAGUGCAUGUGGCUUACUGUUUAAGAAGAUGCCAAGACAUUGAGGGAGAAAUAAGUGCAUUCUUCUGCCUCUUUCCCUAAGCUAUCAAUACAGUACAUAUAUUUUUUGUAGCAGCCAAAACACUACAAGCCUCUGUUUUUCACCAAAACCCUACAUCUCAGGCUUUACUAACUUUUUUGUGGUACUUUCAUGUUUUUUAAAAGAAUAAAAAACAAACAGUUUUUUGUAGUUUUUUCAAAUUAUUUUUAUAUGUAAAAUUUAAACUAGAUAUAAGAAUGUUUUUGCAUGGGGACACAUAAUCUGCUGCUAUCUCCAGUAGGUGAAGCAUGCACUUAUUUCUGGGAAAUCUUGAUUUUUAACUCUUAAGACCUGCCCCAGUGAUUUUACCAAAGGUAGUAAAAAUGAUAGGAGGCAAAGUGAAACAUUUCUGCCACAACACAAAUUUUAUUUUUGAUUCUUGCUAUUUGCUUUGUAUUCUUAA